ACUUUCACAAUGGAUAAAAAUCACCGUUGAGUAAUAAAUGGAGAAAUAUGUUGUUUUUCUAUACAAAAUUUAAAAACAGUAAUUGUGAAUUGUGAAGGGAUUGCAUGUUUUGGGUCCAACUUCAGAAGAAAAAUGCAGUCAACCUCUUUUCUACAGAUACUUCUUGCAUUUGCGUUGAUAGUGCAUGAAACAAAAUCUUGGAGAGUGGUUCUGAAGGUAGGGAAUGGGAAGACUAUUUCACCCGCCACUAGUAUCGAGAAUCUCUGGCUAUCUAACGUCACUGUCAAUGAUGACCGAAGCACAUACGUCUACACACGUGACACAGUUGUGAGUAGGUAUGAACCUACUUACAAAUCUCACUUCAUCAACAGCUGGUAUGGGAUCAAGCAGGUUAAGAUUGCUAUGUAUAAAGAUGGCAAAGAGGGGAUGUUCCUUAUCUUCAAUACAACUGGACACAACCGCGGAAACUUCUUCAAAGUAUCCAACAUCAUCAAAAGUUCAUUCACAGAUUUAACAGAGUCUACCAACUAUAAUAUGUCAAUAUCUGGACACCGGAAUCGUAGUUUUGAAAUCGUAUCAGCUGAUGGCGGUUAUUGUACCAAUACCACUGGAUGGACGGCAGCCAUGAACAAUGUUGGAAUGAGCAGCUGUUUCACCAAGGAAUCCGCCCCUUACUUCCUGUUUGCAAAGAAAACUAAAACUAUGUUUAAUAAUAUGACCGUUGCAGAUGCAUUCGCAGUUUUUGUGGGUGACUGCAUUGAUCAGCCCUGUAACUACGGAGGGGUGUGUAUAGAACAUCUGGAGGAUUUUACCUGCCAAUGCCCAUCACAGUAUUACGGCAAAACGUGUGAUAUUGACUGUCCAUGUGCAUAUGGAACAUGUCACGAAGUAACCGAAGAUGACGUCACACCCUCUGGUAUUAUCAUCAACGGGACGUUUAUAAAUAACUCCAGCUUUACCCUGGACAAUGGACGUGUUCGGUUGGCAUGCCAGUGUGUACGGGGUUAUGAAGGUGUUAACUGCGAUAAAAACGUUGAUGACUGUAUCGGUAAUCCUUGCCAAAAUGGAGGAGUGUGUGUGGACAAAUUGAAUGGUUACACGUGUGACUGCCCACUGACGGCACACGGUCCCACUUGUCAGUACAUAAAUCCGGAGCAGGACAGUACUAUGAAGACUGGCGGGGUAGUCGCCGUUGCCGUCACGGUGCCCUUGGUACUGAUCCUGCUUGGCGCCAUGAUUGGUUACGGUGUAUACAUUUACAAAAACCCUGAGGGAUUCGGGCGAUCUACCACAUAUAAGCAGUUUGCCAUGGCCAGAGAUUUUGUACGACGAAGUUUCCGACGAAUGUCGGGACGUAGACCGAAACCUCCAAGAAUUCUCCGGGAGAAUUCCAAUGGUCAGGAGGGAUCUGGUAAGAAGGAUGAAAAAUCCGGCUUCGAUAAUCUAGGGUUUAAUGAACCUACUGGAACUGGUGGCUCCGUCCCUGUUUAUCGCAGAGAAAAUUCGGAGAUGUACGAGCUAUCAGCAAACGAUCAGUCAGUGGUCACAGGACCUAAUGCGUCAUAUGAAAAGUUAAAUAUUAACAAGGGACGAUCGGAAAACCAAUACCAACAAUUAAACCAGGCCAAAGAAAUAGGUGGUCGUGAACGUCCCCGUCAGACGGGUCGGCAGGGUAGGGAAAAAUAUGAUGACUUACCGCCAAAAUACGACGAAAUAAAAGAUCAAUCAAGAUACGAGUCCUCCAAUACUGGAUUUAUGGAAAGAAGUCCCCAAAUACAACAGCAAAAUAUUCCGCCACCUAGUAAGCCUAAAUACCAACCGCGAAAUAUGGAAAAUACGAAUUCAAAUAAUGUCACAAUUAACCAGAACCGAUCACAGCAGCUAAACACACCUGGACGACACGAAGCCUAUGAACCGCGUAGCCAACGCUUAGGCAGCAACAACUCGGCCAAUAAAAACAUUCCCUACGAUAGGUUUAGGAGUGGUCAAUCCUCUUCCGCGCAAUAUGAACAAAGGCAGGAACAAAGUGCCCAUAUAAAUGAGGGAAACCGGGACUCGUAUGAUGGAUACAGAGGCGAUGUUUCUCCGUCCUCAGCUUAUGGACAGAAACAUGGACAAAAAGUCUACGGCAGUUCACAAGUUGUUGACAACCAAACGACAGAAGACAUUCCGUAUGACAGAUAUCCGAAUGAUCGCUCCCCCUCGUCACCUCAUGGACGGCAAGAAUAUAGCGCAAAAGGCCCUCACUUUGGCAAUGUCAAUAAGGCAGUUGAUAAUACUCCAUACGAUAGAUACAAAGAUGGCAUUUCUCCCACAUCUCCCUACGGACAGAACCAACGAUUCCGAGACUGGGGAGGUCAUGAUCCACAGGACCGGUAUAAUGACGCCCCCUCUCCAGGUUACAGAGGGGUGAAUCAUAAUGCACACGAUACUUCCGGAGUCAGUAGUCCCGAACAGGUUGUGUUUGUUUCCAAAGACCACAUGAAAGAGGUCUCAAUUUAAGGAGAUAAAGUGCAUGUUGCAUUUAAGAAGAUGAGAUAUAUUCAGAUACUCAGAUACUUUUUCUGAAAAAGUCCAAUUAGUUAUACAACUCUUGCCCAAGAAUGAUUUCAAAAGGCUCAAUGACCUGAAAUCCUGAUUGAACCUGGUACAUAGUACGUAUGGUAGCUUCUAUACCUAUGUAUAGGAGUAAUGAUAUGAAAUGUGAUCAAGAUGGGUUAUGAUUUUUUAUAUACAGUGUACAUGUAUUUUCUCGUCUAUGCAAUUGUAAAUUUAGUUUGCGAAUUAAUUCAUAUGUAGUUAGUGAUCUCAUUUUUGCAAACCAGUAAGAUUUCUGAAUUCCAUAAUGAAAAAUAAUAUUCCUGUAAAUAAACUCGUAUUCCUUAAAACACUUUUUCCAAGGUGCCACAUACUAGUACAUGUAUAUGAUCAUGUAGUAAAGGAAAUCGCCACAAUUGUCUUUUAAACACGUUAUCCAGAUUAAUCAAAAUUUGAAUUAACUUGAUGAAAAUUAAAUGCAAUAUUUACAACAUUUGGCCAGUGAAUUCAACAUUUGCACUCUAAUAUUAGAUCUAAUUUCAAACCUUGUUAAAUUGCAGUUACCACAAUAAAUUUUGUAAUGAAAUUUUAUAUAAAAUUGAUGCUUAAAACGGUUGUACAACACAUACUGAUAUAUAUCUCGUCUGUACAAAGACUGAAUAAAACAACACAGCUUUACAGUACUUUAUGAAUUCACUGUUUUGAUACUUGUACGAGGUCGUUCAACACGACGGUCACUGGCAGUAACCUUUGCUCCCCUCCAACUGUUCCACCCUCACUGUUAUGGUGUUAAAGGAGAAUUUCCAUCGUAAAUGUAUGUGUUGCAAUCUUAGUAUUUUUAUACUUUAGCAAUGAAUGUUGAAAUCCA
Saccostrea echinata is the source of this 3406-nucleotide messenger RNA. RefSeq lists its product as uncharacterized. NCBI's taxonomy places the organism in Eukaryota, Metazoa, Mollusca, Bivalvia, Ostreida, Ostreidae. Gene Ontology annotation, molecular function: calcium ion binding. The transcript has 11 exons. The record is from RefSeq and is a predicted model, not a curated record. Bases 133 to 2502 code for a protein of 789 amino acids.